Messenger RNA from Fusarium sp. VM40, 897 nucleotides. Lineage: Eukaryota; Fungi; Ascomycota; Sordariomycetes; Hypocreales; Nectriaceae. The record is from the annotation of a GenBank genome assembly.
AUGAUAACUCUCCUCUCCCCCCACUACAAAGCCCAAGAGGUCACCAAAGGUGAUCUGGUCAUCGCCUCGACCGCGCUGGGCUUCACCAUUGGUUUUGGGUGGCUCACGGUUUGGAAAGCAAUCAAACAGACCACGGGUAUCUACCGCCGCCAUGGGAGGCGUGUGUUUCGAAAUGCCUUUGCGUUCUAUUUCACAAUUCUUACGACAUGGGCUCUCCAGGUCCAAUUCCUCCUGCAGAUCAUCGUCAACCGAUGCGGCAUUCUCCUCACCCACAAAAACAAAGCCUACCGACUCAAAGUCCUCGUCGGAAUUUUAAUAACCGCCGUCAACAUUUCCGUCUACUGCAUCUGGAUACCAGCGCGAUUGCAAAUAUCAGAGCGAUAUAUCCAUAUCAACGAAUGGUGGGACCGAUGCGAAAAAGGCAUAUACCUCAUCGUCGAUGGCUGCUUGAAUUUCUACUUCAUACACAUCGUGCGCAUGAAUCUCAUUGUGCAUGGUCUCACGAAGUACAGGAGAUUGACGCACUUCAACAUGUUCAUCAUUGGAUUUUCCCUGAGUAUGGAUGUUCUUAUCAUCGCCAUGAUGAGUUUGAGAAAUACGUUUGUGUAUAUGCAAUUCCAUCCGUUGGCAUAUAUCGUGAAACUACACAUCGAGAUGGCCAUGGCCGACCUCAUCGGCAAGAUCGCGCGCGACAAACACUGCGGUGUCAUCGCGGAAGGCACCUUUUCGAGUACUGUCAGCGACGGCGCAUACCAUUUAGAAGAUAGAAUGGCGACCGAGAGCCAGACCAGGUUGGCAGAGGGUAGACGUGGCUGCAAUAUUUCGAAACCGAGACGCAUGUUCCGCUCAUAUUCAAGAAGAACGGGGGAGUUUCAAAGAGACUUGCCGGAGCCAUGA